CUUCUCACUGCAUUCAAUUUGGCUUUAAUUCUCAGUAGAAAUCAACCGAUCAUUUUGCUAUCUGUCGCUCUGCAUACUCCGAUUGCUGUUCAACUGCUAAAGUAGUAAUCAGCUGAUCAUAUUGCUCCAUCUGUCUCUCUCUUUACAUGCUUUGAUAAUGCUAAAGCAAAUGGAGUUUGCAAAGUUAGUGGUGGAUCCCAUUGUAUCCAAAGUUUUCGAACUGUUGGUUAAUCCUGUUGUGCGUCAGAUCAAAUAUGUAUUCAACUACAGUGCCAACAUCCACAAUCUCGAAGAAGAAGUUGAAAAGCUCAGUCAUGCUAAACAAAGGGUUGAACACGAUGUGAAGAUGGCUAGGCGGAAUCCACUAGAACAAAUUGAACCUGAUGUUCAGCAGUGGUUGGCUAAGGUGGAUAGUGUCGCUGAAGAUGCAGAUAAAAUUCUUCUUCAACAUAAAGAUGGAGGAAAAAGGAGGUGCUUCAUGGGAUUGUGUCCAAAUUUGAUCAGGCACCACCAGAUUAGUAGAAAAGCCAGUAAAGAAAUACCAAUCAUUGUUGGAGCCCGAGAAGGGGGAAAUUUUCCCAGAGUUUCCUACCGUGCUCCACCACAGGGCAUAGGGGCAGUCAAAGAGUGUGAAGCCUUUGAAUCAAGAACCUCUGUUGUAGAUGAAAUCUUGAAUGCUUUAAAAGAUACUGACGUCAAUCUCAUUGGAGUGUACGGAAUGGGAGGCGUGGGUAAAACCACACUUGUGAAACACAUUGCCACUCUGGUCAGCGAACUCGGAAUCUUCAAAUUGGUGGUUAUAGCAACUGUCACCCACAGUGUGGUUUUGACAAGUGUUCAGCAAGAAAUUGCAGAAUGGCUAGACUUCAAACUUGGUGCGGAGUCGAUUGCAGUACGAGCAGCUCGAUUGAGUGAGCGAAUCAAAAAAGAAGAGAAAAUUCUAAUAAUUCUUGAUGAUAUAUGGGCAGCAAUCAAACUAGAUGAGAUAGGAAUUCCUUAUGGCACUGAUCAUAAUGGAAGCAAGAUACUUAUGACGUCCAGAAAUCGAUCUGUAUUGUCGGAAAUGGGUGUACAGAGAGAUUUCAGGCUUGAAGUUUUAGAGCAUCAAGAGGCAUGGAGUCUAUUUGAGAAGAAGGUGGGAGAUCUUAAAGAUUCCAACUUACCGACCUAUAGCUGUGGAAAUAGCAAAGAGAUGUGCAGGCUUGCCCAUUUUAAUUAUAGCAGUAGCGACUGCGUUGAAAAUAAGCAGGCAUUUGAAUGGAAUGAUGCGUUGGAAAAGCUUAAAAUAUUUGAUGGCAGGGGACAUGAAAAGAGAGUUUACUCAGCCCUAGAGUUGAGUUACAACUUUUUGAGAGAUGAGGAGAAGUCUUUGUUCCGACUCUUGGGACAACUCAAAGCUAAUGUGGGCAUCCGAGACUUGUUGAAAUAUGUAGUGGGGUUUGGCUUAUUUAAUCAACUCAUCACACUAAAAGCAACAAGAAAUAGACUACUUACAGUAGUAAGUGAUCUAAAGCUGUCUUGUUUGUUACUUGAAGAUGGGGGCCAUGAGCGAGUCAAAAUGCAUGAUGUGGUUCACAGCUUUGCAGCCUCAUUUGUGUCCAAGCACGAUCAAGUGCUCACUGCAGCAUAUAAAGCUGAAUUGGAAGAAUGGCCGAACAAGGACUUCUUUAAGCAGUGCACAUCAAUCUCUUUGCCAUAUUGCAAAAUCCCUAAGCUCCCUGAAGUAUUUGAAUGCCCAAAACUGAAAUCAUUUUUGUUGUUCAAUCAAGAUCCCUCACUUAAAAUCUCAGGGAAUUUAUUCAGUAAAAUGAAAGAACUCAAAGUCUUGGAUUUGACGAAAAUAAAUUUGUCACCACUGCCUUCGUCACUUCAAUCUCUUGAGAACCUCCAAACAUUAUGUUUGGAUUUCUGUGAUUUGGAAGACAUAGCUGCAAUUGGAGAGCUAAAACAGCUGCAAGUUCUUAGCUUGGUUGGAUCUACAAUUGUUCGAUUGCCGAAUGAAGUAAGAAAAUUGACUUGUUUGCGACUUUUGGAUUUGAGUAGAUGUCAAAGACUUAAAGUGAUUCCGCCAAAUGUCCUAUCAACACUAGCCCAAUUGGAGGAAUUAUACUUGGGGGGAAGCCUUGUGCAAUGGGAGGGUGAAGGGCAUGAUGAAGGAAGCAACAACGCUAACCUGUCUGAAUUGAAGCUUUUGUCAAAAUUGUCCACUCUAGAGAUACAUAUCAUAGAUGCAAAUAUCAUGCCUAAAGAUAUAUUUUCUGAAAAAUUGGAAAGUUUUAGAGUAUUCAUUGGAGAUGGGUGGGAUUGGGCUAAUAAUGAGUAUGAGACCUCAAGAUCAUUGAAACUCAAGCUGAAUAGAAGCGCCUUGUUGGAGAGAGUAAAAGUGUUGCUGAUGAAAAUCGAAAAUCUAUAUUUGGACGACUUGAAGGGCGUGAGAAGUGUUCUCUAUGAAUUAGAUGAUCAAGGCUUUCCUGAGUUAAAGCAUCUUCAUGUUCAAAAUAGCCUUGAUAUUCAAUAUAUCAUAGACCGGUUGAAAAUGAACCAUUUCACUGCUUUUCCCAAGUUGGAGUCAUUAUUUCUUCACAAUCUGAAUAAUUUGGAGAAGAUUUAUCGAGGGCCUUAUACAGUGGGAUCUUUUAGCCAUUUGAGAAAAUUAAAGGUAGAAAAUUGUAAUGCAUUGAGGAGUCUCUUCUCAUUUUCUAUGUUUAAUGUUCUUAAGAAGCUAGAAGAAGUAAAUGUGAAUAAUUGCAAAAUUAUACAAGUGAUAGUAGCUAAGGAAGGUGAAGAUGAUGAAGAAUGUGAGUUGACGCAAUUACGAUCCUUAACGUUGGAAAAUCUACCCCAAUUUACAAGCUUUUGUUCCCAAGUGAAGGUGCAUUCUACAUCCCAAAGAGCACGAAAUCAAGAAAUAGCUACUACGGCCUCCAAUGAAAUUGUAUGUGAAGCUGAUGCGGAAGUUCUGGUGGCACUUUUCAACAACAAGAUUCGAUUUCCUAAUUUGGCAGACAUGAAGUUCGUUGGAAUUAAUGUGGAAAUGAUAUGGCCUUGUCAACAUAAAGCAUUGUCUCCAAGUAUUGAAAAUUUAACAACAUUGAUUGUAGAUGGGUGUGGGAAUUUGAACUUUCUAUUCACAUCUUCUAUUGUUGGAAGUCUUGCACAGCUUAAAGUGCUUGAGAUAUGUGACUGCAAAUCUAUGGAAGAAGUAAUACUUGCAGCAGGAGAAGGGAAAGCGAUGAACAAAAUAUUAUUACCUAAAUUAGACUCUCUAAAGCUCAAAGGUCUUCCCAAGCUUGUAAGGUUCUGCACAGCUAAGUUAAUUGAAUGUCCCUCCUUGAAAGUGUUGAAGCUGGGGAAUUGUCCUCGUUUGCAAGCAUUUGUCUCCACACAAGUGAACACAGCUCUCUUCGAUGAAAAGGUUUGGUUUCCUAAUUUGGAGGAAUUGCAUGUUGAGGACAUGCAUAUGUUGAAGAUGAUAUGGUGUGAUGAAGUCCUAGCAGAUUCCUUUGGUAGAUUAAAAGUGCUAAAGGUGCUAAAUGGAAAACAGCUUCUGGAAAUCUUUCCGUCUAAAUUGUUGGAAAAGUUCUUGGUGAAUCUAGAAUCAUUAACUGUACAACAUUGUGAUUCAGUGAAAGAGGUGUUUGAUCUCCAAGCAAUAGUAAAAGAAAGAGAAGCACAUGUUGUACCGCACAGUCAAUUGAAAACUUUGGAAAUUUGGAAUCUUCCCAACUUAAUUCAAAUAUGGAAUAGGGAUCCUCAUGGGAUUCUCUCCUUUUAUAACCUACGUGAAGUGUGUGCUUGGUAUUGUCCAAAUUUGAAAAAACUCUUCCCAUUUUCAGUAGCUCAAUGUCUACCGCAUCUUGAAUUUCUAAGCAUAGGUGAUUGUGGAAUGGAGGAAAUCGUUAAUAAGGAGGAAAGAGCAGAGGCACUUGCUAUUAUUCCCAAGUUCGCAUUUCGUGGGCUAAAGGAAAUGGUCCUUUGGGAAUCAGAUGAAUUGAAGUAUUUUUACUCAGGAAAGCACAUUCUAGAAUGUCCACAACUAAAAAAGUUAAAUGUGCUUUCGUGCGCAAAGCUGCAAACUUUCAAUUUUAAAUCUCAAGAAAUACAAGAAAUGCUCAUGGAUAAGCAAGAGGACGAACUGAAACUUCAAAUUCCACAACCACUUUUCUCAUUUAGAGAGAUUAUUGGCCAUUUGGAGGAAUUAGUAAUAAAUAACCAGGACGCUGCAAUGAUACAACGAAGCCAAUUUCCAAUGGAUCUCUUUGUCAAAGUAAAAUUUCUUGAGCUGCAAACCUUUGGUUAUUCUUUCUUGAAUUUGCCACUUAAUCUUCUUCAGAAGUUUCCAAAUUUGGAAACCCUUGUUUUGACGGCUUGUUAUUUCAAAGAAUUACUGCAACAUGGUCAUGGUCAUGAUCCAGUUCUAUCACAGAUCCGAUGCUUAGAGCUGAUUACGCUUCCUAAUAUUAGACAUGUAUGGAAUCAAGAUGCUCCAUUUUUUCAGAAUCUUGAAACUCUUAAAAUAUGGGAUUGCGAUGGUUUGACUAAUCUGGCACCAUCCUCUGCAACUUUCCAAAAUCUUACGACUCUGAGUGUGAGGAGCUGUAAUGGAUUGUCAAGCUUAUUAUCUUCUUCUACUGCUGAAAGUAUGCACAAUCUCGCCACAAUGAUUAUAGAAGAAAGCGAUACGAUUGAAGAAAUUGUGUCAAGCGACAAAAAUAAUUUCCAAUUCCAAAAUGAGAUUAUUUUUUGGAAAUUAACAACUUUGAGACUUCGCUGCUUAAAAAGCCUCGAAACUUUCUGCUCAUCCGCACGUUGCACAUUAAAAUUUCCAGCUUUGGAAGUUGUAGAUCUCUCACAGUGCCCUAAAAUGAAGGUUUUUUCUCAAGGAUCUAUAAGCACACCAAGGCUACAGAGAGUAAAUUUGACAGAAGAAAGAGAUAAGUGGCGUUGGGUUGGGGAUCUUAAUUCCACUAUAAAACAAUUGUAUGCAGAUAAGGUUGGAUUCAGUGGCCUACAACAUUUGAAACUCUCUGAAUUUUCUCAACUAAAAGAGGCAUGGAAAACCCAACUUCCAGUCAAUUUCUUUUACAAUUUAAGUUCCUUGGAAGUAGACGAGGUUGCAUUUUCCUCCGUUGUUGUUCCAUCCAAUCUACUGCCAAUUCUAAAUGAUUUGGAAAAGCUUGAGGUCAGAAAUUGUGAUUCAGUGGAACAAGUAUUUGGCCUAGAAUGGCCAAACUUUGAUGGACCAUUUGGGAAUUUGUUCAAGUUGAGCGAGUUAAAAUUGAUAAAUCUUCCAAUGUUGAGCCUUGUGUGGAUUGAGAUUCCCAAAGGAAUUUUAGAUCUCAGAAACCUUAAACUGCUUAAAAUCUACAAUUGUAGCAGUUUGAGAUAUAUAUUUACUCCUACCAUCUGCUGUGGCCUUGAGCAACUCCAAGUGCUUGAAGUGAAAAGUUGUGCUAUGGUUGAAGAAAUCAUCACAGAAGAAUCUAUGGAUGAUAUUAGAUUUCCUCAACUAAACUCCAUUAUUCUUGAAUCCUUGCCCAGAUUAAUCAAUUUCAGUUCCGGCAGUGGUACUGUGCAUUGUCCAUCUCUGAAAGAGAUUGCUGUAGUUGAUUGCCCAACCACAUUCACUUGUUCAUUCUUUAGGGAAGCAGAUGCAGCAAUUGAUAAAAUUGUUGAGCGAAAGGUAUUUUUUCCUAAUCUGAAGGACCUGAAACUGUCAUCAAUUGAUGUUGAGAUGAUGUGGCAUGCUCAACACUUGAAGAUGUCCUCAUAUACUGAGAAUUUAACAAGCCUGACUGUGGAUGGCUGUGGGAAUCUAAAAUAUCUAUUAUCAUCAUCAAGUAUUGUGCAUCUGAAGAGACUUGAGGUAUGCAAUUGUAAGAUGAUGGAGCAAGUGAUACUCAGGGAGGGAUUGGAUGAAGAAAUCAUGUCACUCCAUCAACUAGAGUCCCUGAAGCUCAAAGAUCUGCCAAAACUCACCCGAUUCUGCACAACUAAUUUAGUUGAAUGCUCUGCCUUAAAAGAGAUUUGCAUACAAAACUGCUCUCAAAUGAGGACAUUUGUUUCCAAUUCUCCAACUUCAAAUAAUGAACUUGAAAUUAUAAACUCUGCUCUAUUUGAUGAAAAGGUUGCAUUCCCAAACUUGGAGAAAAUGCGGAUUCUUAACAUGGAUUAUUUGAACAUGCUAUGGCAUAAUCAACUCCAUUCAGAUUCUUUUUGCAAAAUAAAAGCAUUAAUGGUAGAGCACUGUGAAGAACUACUUAAAAUCUUUCCAUCCAUGUUGCUGAGGCGCCUCCAGAUUCUUGAGGAUUUGAUCAUAGGCAAUUGUGAUUCACUGGAAGAGGUAUUUGAUCUACAAGAGAUAAUAAAAUUGAAAGAAACAGUGACCAUUCAGUUGAAAACUCUGAACAUAAGAAACCUCCCUAAUUUGAAGCAUGUAUGGAAUAAGGAUCCUACGGAACUUGUCUUGUUUGAUAACCUAAGUUCAGUGGUGGUUUGUGAUUGUCCAAAUCUAAAAGCUAUUUUCCCAGCUACGAUAGCUAAAAAUCUGCUGCAGCUAGAGACACUAGAUGUCGAAAGUUGUGGUGGGGUGGAGGAAAUUGUUGCUCAGGACCAAGGAACAGAAGCAAGUAUAGAGUUUCUUUUUCCUUGCUUAAAGUUGUUGAUUCUUGGGGAAUUAAAUGAACUCAAGUGCUUCUACUCAGGAAUACACACUUUGGAAUCUCCAUUACUGAAGCAUUUAACUGUGUAUCACUGUGAGAAAUUAAAUAACUUUAGCCCUGAAUCUGAGAACUUGCUAGAGACAGAUAGGGAGAGCCAAGCUAUGAUUCAGGAUCCACAACCUCUUUUCUCGUUUAGAAAGGUUGUCUCCAACUUGGAGAAGUUAACUCUAACAAGAAAGGAUGCGGCAAUGAUAUUGGAAGGCCAGUUUCCAGCUGAUCUCUUUCACAAACUCACAACCAUUGGGAUACAUUGCUUUCAUGAUGAAUCUGCAGUUUUUCCAUUUGAUCUCCUUGAAAGAUUUCAGCUUAUGGAAAGUCUUGUAGUGGGUUGUAGUCAAUUCAAGGAGCUGUUCCCAUGUGAUGGCUCUGUUGGUAGGAAAAAAUAUGUUGAGGUUCUUAGACUGAUAGGGAGACUUACGUUGAAUAACCUUCCUGAUUUGACGGAUAUAUGGAACCAAGACUCCGAGCUAGACCAAGUUCUACAGUCUCUUGAACUUCUUCAUGUUGAGAGGUGUAACAGUCUGGUUACUUUAGCACCAUCCUCUACUUUCCAAAAUCUAAUCACGUUAGAAGUGUUGAAAUGCAAUGGAUUACUUAGUCUGGUAACAUCUUCCACAGCAAAAAGUCUGGUGCGACUCACAACAAUGAGUAUAAAAGAAUGUGAUGGAUUGAAAGAGAUAGUUGCAAAUGAUGGAGAUGAAAUUGAAUUGAAAGAGGAUAUUAUCUUUAGCAAAUUGGAAAGUUUGGAACUUCAUUAUUUGCCGAGCCUCGUUUGCUUUUGUUCAUCAGAACACAGCUUCAAAUUCCCCUCUUUGAAAAAUGUAACUGUGAUGCAAUGCCCCAAGCUGCAGGUUUUCUCAAAAGGAGUCUUAAGCACAAGCAGCCUGCUGGGUGUACAAAAAGAUGACCAAUGGCAUUGGAAUGGCAAUCUCAAUGCUGCUAUACAACAAUUGUUUGCAGGAAUGAUGAUGUACAGAAUGCUAGAGAAUAUUGAAUUAUCGGCGCAAAUGUGAUGUCAAACACAAAAGUCAUAUCAAAGGUAGAUUAUGAAAGGGCUUCUUUAUUCAUAAUGGAAGCAUUUAUGCAAGAUAUUGUUUUUUUUUUUUUUUUUUUUUUUUGAGAUUUUAAAAUGGUAUAAGAACCAUUUUGCCCUCAUAUUACUAUUGCUAAAAGCGUUCUAUAUUUGUUUUUUCGGAAUUAUAACUGAAACAAACUCCACUAAUGUCAUGUCUUAGGUUAAUGUGAGCUUGGUACUAUUGCAAACAACCUGGCUAAAAUCAUGGAUUAUGGUUUUUGUCUACCAUUGGAUUCUUAUUGAAUUAUGAUUACUUCUGCUUUGGUCUUUGUUUUGUAUAUUCCUAUUGGUUUGUGUUUACUUUAUAUUCCUAGAACAUGUAUAUUGGACGGUGUGAUACCGAGUGCUUAAUGGACAAUGUAUGUUAAGUUUUUUGCU
Manihot esculenta (cassava) is the source of this 8175-nucleotide messenger RNA. RefSeq lists its product as uncharacterized. NCBI's taxonomy places the organism in Eukaryota, Viridiplantae, Streptophyta, Magnoliopsida, Malpighiales, Euphorbiaceae. Gene Ontology annotation, molecular function: ATP hydrolysis activity; ADP binding. The record is from RefSeq and is a predicted model, not a curated record.